AUGUGGGUGCCAGGAGCCAGCCAGAUGCCCCCUUCCACCAAGCUCUGCAUUGACAUCAUCCUCGCACUGCUCUGCCAGGGUCGGCUCUGCCAGGCGCCCGUCUAUCGGAUCCAGGUCCCGUCCCGCGUCACGGCCCACCGGGGUCUCUGCGUCCUGCUCCCCUGUAAUUUCACAGCCAACUUCAGCUCCUCUGGGGUCGCCUACAAAUACUGGUUCCUCAGUGACGACGACAGGGACACCAGCCCGGCCGUGGCCACCACAGAUCCUGGCAGGACCCUGCGGGAACCUGGGGGCCGGAUCCGCCUGGUGGGGGACGCCCCGGACGACUGCUCCUUGCGCAUCAGCGACGUGAGAGCCGGAGACAGGCACCGCUACUACUUCCGCUUUGUGAAGGGAGACUUUAAAUACAGCUACGUGGUGACCCAGCCACUGGUGGACGUGACAGAGCUGACGGAGCAGCCGGUGCUGGGGGUCCCCGAGGUGCUGCUGUCCGGACAGCUGGUGAAUGUGACCUGCCAGGCUCCAGGGACCUGCUCUGGGACCCCUCCCCAAAUCACCUGGACAGGAGGGUUUGACUACACAGCCAGGAACGUCUCGGUUGCCCUGGCGAACGGCAGCAUCUCCUAUAGCUCGGAACUCAGCUUCACGCCGGCCCCGGGGGACCACGGCAAAGAGCUCGUCUGCACCGUCACGUACCCCGCCCUGGUCGGGGUCUUCACCCGCAGCUCUGUCCGGCUCCAGGUCCACUACCCGCCGGAGCUGCUGCCGCGGGGGAACUGCACGGUGCGGGGCCACGGGCCCGGGGGAGCGGCCACGUGUCACUGCGUGGCCAAGGGUAACCCCCCGCCCCGCCUCGAGUGGCGCUUGCCCAACCGCACCCUCCCCGGGGACUUCGAGGGCCCUGAGCUGCGAGCGAUCUCGUGUGCACGGGGCACGGCCGUGAGCGGGGAGCUGCGGGGCCCGGCCGGGGCCCUGGCCAACGUGUCCUGCGCUGCCACCAACGCCCAUGGGCAGAGCCAGGCCGCGCUGCCCAUUCUGCCUGCAGGUCGGCUCUGCCAGGCGCCCGUCUAUCGGAUCCAGGUCCCGUCCCGCGUCACGGCCCACCAGGGUCUCUGCGUCCUGCUCCCCUGUAAUUUCACAGCCAACUUCAACUCCUCCGGGGUCGCCUACAAAUACUGGUUCCUCAGUGACGACGACAUGGACACCAGCCCGGCCGUGGCAACCACAGAUCCUGGCAGGACCCUGCGGGAACCUGGGGGCCGGAUCCGCCUGGUGGGGGACGCCCCGGACGACUGCUCCUUGCGCAUCAGCGACGUGAGAGCCGGAGACAGGCACCGCUACUACUUCCACUUUGUGAAGGGAGACUUUAAAUACAGCUACGUGGUGACCCAGCCACUGGUGGACGUGACAGAGCUGACGGAGCAGCCGGUGCUGGGGGUCCCCGAGGUGCUGCUGUCCGGACAGCUGGUGAAUGUGACCUGCCAGGCUCCAGGGACCUGCUCUGGGACCCCUCCCCAAAUCACCUGGACAGGAGGGUUUGACUACACUGCCAGGAACGUCUCGGUUGCCCUGGCGAACGGUAGCAUCUCCUAUAGCUCGGAACUCAGCUUCACGCCGGCCCCGGGGGACCACGGCAAAGAGCUCGUCUGCACCGUCACGUACCCCGCCCUGGUCGGGGUCUUCACCCGCAGCUCUGUCCCGCUCCAGGUCCACUACCCGCCGGAGCUGCUGCCGCGGGGGAACUGCACGGUGCGGGGCCACGGGCCCGGGAGAGCGGCCAUGUGUCACUGCGUGGCCGAGGGGAACCCCCCGCCCCGCCUCGAGUGGCGCUUGCCCAACCGCACCCUCCACGGGGACUUCGAGGGCCCUGAGCUGCGAGCGACCUCGUGGGAACGGGGCACGGCUGUGAGCGGGGAGCUGUGGGGCCCGGCCGGGGCCCUGGCCAACGUGUCCUGCGCUGCCACCAACGCCCAUGGGCAGAGCCAGGCCGCGCUGCCCGUUCUGCCUGCAGGUCGGCUCUGCCAGGCGCCCGUCUAUCGGAUCCAGGUCCCGUCCCGCGUCAUGGCCCACCAGGGUCUCUGCGUCCUGCUCCCCUGUAAUUUCACAGCCAACUUCAACUCCUCCGGGGUCGCCUACAAAUACUGGUUCCUCAGGGACGACGACAUGGACACCAGCCCGGCCGUGGCCACCACAGAUCCUGGCAGGACCCUGCGGGAACCUGGGGGCCGGAUCCGCCUGGUGGGGGACGCCCCGGACGACUGCUCCUUGCGCAUCAGCGACGUGAGAGCCGGAGACAGGGCCCGCUACUACUUCCACUUUGUGAAGGGAGACUUUAAAUACAGCUACGUGGUGACCCAGCCACUGGUGGACGUGACAGAGCUGACGGAGCAGCCGGUGCUGGGGGUCCCCGAGGUGCUGCUGUCCGGACAGCUGGUGAAUGUGACCUGCCAGGCUCCAGGGACCUGCUCUGGGACCCCUCCCCAAAUCACCUGGACAGGAGGGUUUGACUACACAGCCAGGAACGUCUCGGUUGCCCUGGCGAACGGCAGCAUCUCCUAUAGCUCGGAACUCAGCUUCACGCCGGCCCCGGGGGACCACGGCAAAGAGCUCGUCUGCACCGUCACGUACCCCGCCCUGGUCGGGGUUUUCACCCGCAGCUCUGUCCGGCUCCAGGUCCACUACCCGCCGGAGCUGCUGCCGCGGGGGAACUGCACGGUGCGGGGCCACGGGCCCGGGGGAGCGGCCACGUGUCACUGCGUGGCCGAGGGUAACCCCCUGCCCCGCCUCGAGUGGCGCUUGCCCAACCGCACCCUCCCCGGGGACUUCGAGGGCCCUGAGCUGCGAGCGACCUCGUGGGCAUGGGGCACGGCCGUGAGCGGGGAGCUGCGGGGCCCGGCUGGGGCCCUGGCCAUCGUGUCCUGCACUGCCACGAACGCCCAUGGGCAGAGCCAGGCCGCGCUGCCCGUUCUGCCUGCAGCGGGCUUCUCCCCGACACUCGUGGUGGCCUCGGCGGCUGGUGGGAGCCUCGUGCUGCUUGGUGCCGGGGCUGCAGUGGCCUGGAAAGUCAUGAAGGGAAGGCAGGGCAGCUGGGUCCCCGCCAGGACUGAACGGUGUCAACGGACCGGAGACAGGUAGGUCUGUCACUCCUAUGAACACCCAGCGUCUUCGGUGCCCUCCCACAGACAAGACGUCACCGGGGAAGGGGGAGCCCUUGAGAAGAAAGGGAGAGGAGGAAGAGGAGGAGGAGGAGGAAGAUGCUACAGGGAGAGAGGCGACGGGGAACAAUUCACAGAGGAACACAUCUACGCCAACAUCUAA
Messenger RNA from Emys orbicularis (European pond turtle), 3318 nucleotides. RefSeq lists its product as uncharacterized. The record is from RefSeq and is a predicted model, not a curated record. NCBI's taxonomy places the organism in Eukaryota, Metazoa, Chordata, Testudines, Emydidae. The transcript is spliced from 13 exons.